AUGAACCUGACCACCAGUUUUGAAGCCAGUGGAGCUGUAGAGUCUCAUGUGGUUAUCUUUGAAAAUCAUUUACUACCUAAACAAGCUUGUCAGUGGAAGUCUGAUUAUUUCAUCAAAGGAUUUUCCCUGUAUAGUUGGUUAUCACACAGAGGAUUUAAACCUACAGAUGCCUUACCAAAGUUCAUGCUGUAUCAACUCUAUGAAGAGACUAACCUGGCAGCUUACUUCCUAGAUAACAAGUGUGACAGGGCUGUUCAUCCUUAUAAUAAUGGAUGGUCACAAGAUUGUUCCAUGAACCUGACCUUGCCAACACUGAAACCAGAGGUAGCCUGUCACAUCUCAGAUGUCUGUACAGGCCUGACUUGUUGUAGCUAUAACCAGUUCUUACAACAAACAUUUGAAGUAAUGUUCCAGCUAGAUCCUUGUGAGAAUAGACUCAGUAUUGGUAUAGAGAAGACUAUGUAUAACAGGACAUUGACAGACUUUAAAUGGGGAGAAGAUAAUUAUUUCAGCAUGCAAGGCAUUGCCAGAGUUAGGUACAGUAUAGAGGACUUACAGACAGAGAGGAUGUACUUAGUAAAUAUAGAGGUGAUGUUCUGCUACGAGACUAACAUGCCACAGUGUGACAGUGACAAAAAGUUCACAGUAUUAAAGAAUACCAAACUACCUAAACAGCAUUGUGAUUGGUCAAGUCAUUCUAUACCCUCAGGGUUCUCCUUAUCCAACUGGUACAACGAGUACAGUUUAGUACCAGGAGCCAAAUUAGAGGACUGGAUGAUAUCGUACCUACUCAAUGACUUGAGUAUCUCUUCAUAUCUCAAUACUCAACAGUGUAGACGCAGUGACAACACAUAUACACCAAGUACUAAUGGAUGGAACAAAGCCUGCAUCAAAUCAGUGUCAUUGCCCAGCAUUCCUGAUCCUACUUCCUGUCACCUGACAUAUGACUGUACCAGUAUCGAGUGUUGUGUGAAUGUUAACUUCAUUCCAAGGUCCUUUGGAUUUUACCUUCACAUUGAUCCUUGUUCAUAUGAGUUGAUAGUAGGCAUAGAGAAGUUCCGAAGAAACAUCUCCCUCACUAACUACAAAUGGGGCCAGAUAGAAGAUUUAUGGUUAGUUGGUGUUUUCCAUCUGUCCUUUGCUAUAGAUGAUUUACCAGGGGAGAGAAUUUAUGUAGUGAGCCUCAAUAUGAGUGAAUGUUUUGAAGAUGGUCAACCCUGUAAUACAACUAUAGUUCUUAACAAAAGCAGAUUACCUAAAGACUUGUGUGUCAUGGACAACAGUUACUAUAUUGCUAAUUUUUCACUGAGAAACUGGAAGGCUUCACACAAUGGAAUGAAUCCUUAUGCUCCUUUACCUGAUUAUGGCAAAUCAUUGUUGUUUGAGAAACUAGGAAUCUCUCCAUAUCUACAACAGGAGGAGUGUGGAAAGAAUACGGCCAUGUUUAACCAGACUGUUUGGACUGAUGCCUGUCCUCUUAAUACAACUGUAUCCUGGACGUCUACACCAGAUGUUGGAAUCCCCUGUCAGAUUUCCUCCCUUUGUACUGGCAUGGAGUGUUGCCUACAUGCUGACCAGUUAGACAGAGACUUCCAGACAAAAGUUAUAGUGGAUCCAUGUCAGUUUGUGGUCAGUGUUGGAAUAGAUAACUACAUUCACAAUAUAUCUUUGGCCAAGUAUGAAUUUGGAAAGUUGAGCCAGUUUUCUAUAGCAGGAGUAGUAACUGUCUCGUAUGCCAUAGAGAAGAUUAGUGAAGAGCAUUCCUACAUGAUGUCCAUGAAUGUAUCAGUUUGUACAGAAAGUCAAGAAUCCUGUGAACAGAACUAUGUUAUUCUAGACAAUGUGUUGUUACCAAUUCUACAGUGUGAAUGGGAUACAGGAUUUAGUGUGGCUAAUUUCUCCUUGUCAGACUGGAUGAUAGAUCACAAGAUACCACCAGCAUCACAGCUAUCAGACAACAUGGCUUCCAAACUAUUCCAGUAUCUAGGAUUAUCAUACUACCUUAAAUCUCCAUCAUGUAGUCGAUCCAGUAAUCCUUAUAUACCUUCACAACAAGGAUGGAAUAACUUAUGUACAAGGAAUGUUAGUCUAAGUGACCUGACAGACCCACUGAGUUGUUAUUUAGACUACACAUGUUCUACUGUGGACUGUUGUAUUGAUGUUGAUAAAGUAGGAAGGACCUUAAUGGUUUCUAUGUCAAUAGACCACUGCCAACAGAAACUGACGAUACAGCUAGAAAGACUAACUAAGGAUGUGUCACUUCUGAACUAUACAUGGGGAACUCUGGAACAGUUAAGCUUGUUAGGAGUUCUCAGAGCAGAUUUUUCAGUACAUAAUCUAGAAUCAGAAGACAGUUACCUUGUGAAUCUUGAUCUACAUAUGUGUUUUGAAACAACUGGACCUUGUGUGUUUAGUACAUCUGUAUUAAGUAAUGUCAAAUUACCACAGACAAAAUGUGAUUGGUCAGCAGGCAAAGAUUUCUCAUUGACUAAAUGGCUGUCAGAGAAAUACUUGACAAGAACAGUAGGAACAGAUAUCCUUCCACAAUGGGCCAUUCUCCAGCUUAGAGAAGAUUUAGGACUAUCCAGAUUCUUGUCUGAUCAACAGUGUUAUAAUGUGUCCAGUCAGUUUAUGAUUACUGAUAAUGGCUGGAAUUCUGAAUGUGUCAAUGAUGUGAGUGUACCAGAUUUAUCAGGAAGUGGUGUGGUAUGUUCAAUACCAACGUCCUGUACGACCUUGGAGUGUUGUAUAGAUACACCAUUACUUUAUUGUUUUUAUGUUUUACAGAAUAUGUCAAUGAUGAAUAAUGAUUCUUAUUUUUUGGUUACAGGUAUUGAGACUACAUUCUCCAUGUUUGGAAUAGUUAAAUUAAUAUACCAGAUAGACAAGCUGAGCCUCGAGAAAGCCUAUAAACUCAAUGUCAAUAUAUCAGUCUGUUACGAGACUGGAGGACCAUGUCAGCUAAAUGUACAGGUCUUCAACAAUACAAUACUCAAUCAGACAACUUGUACGGAUGAGGGAUUUCUGGAUAAGGCAUUUUCAUUAACAAAAUGGCUGACAGACCGAGGACUGACAACAUCCUCUACAGCCACUGAUGUUACAGCCAAUGAUUUGAUAAUGGACCUAGGACUAAAUGAUUACAUGGGACCUACCAGUAGAUGUGACCUAACAACACCCCCCUACAGCCUGGCUGUGAAGGGUUGGACUAAUGAAUGUUCUAACCUGACCAAAGCAGGACUGGAUCUCACAGGUGAUAUAGCCUGUCACAUACCAUCCACAUGUAACUCUAUGGCUUGCUGUGUCCAGUCUAACUUACUGAGGAGGUCUCUGUAUACCUCUAUAAACAUCAAUACAUGUCUAUAUACAAUGACUGUCACUAUAGAGGACCUUCAGCAUGAAAUACAACUCCUGAAUUAUAAGUGGGGAACUAAUGAAGAGAUACAACUUCAUGGAGCAUUCCGUUUGAAGUAA
This is a messenger RNA of Mytilus californianus (California mussel), 3471 nucleotides long. RefSeq lists its product as uncharacterized. The record is from RefSeq and is a predicted model, not a curated record. NCBI's taxonomy places the organism in Eukaryota, Metazoa, Mollusca, Bivalvia, Mytilida, Mytilidae. The transcript is spliced from 23 exons. Bases 1 to 3471 code for a protein of 1156 amino acids.